UGUGGGUGGUUGGGAGCGGGCACUGGGUGCCUGGGAGGAGGAGGGGCACUUUGUGUCCAGGGGGCUCCUCCCCGGCUGGGGCCUGGUUUGAGACCCCCCAGCUCACCGUGAACGAGGGGCACCAAAUGGACAUGGUGGGGUGAGGGCAGCUCGGGGAUUGGAGACCUCACCCCCCUUCCCAGGUGGCCGUGUCCCAUGGGGAUCAGGGUGCCGGACACCAGCCCCACAUCCCCGAGCUGGGGUGGAGAACCCUACUUGCGGCUACUGGGAUGGUAGCCCCCCUACCAGCUGGGAUGGGGGCAGGGCGGAGGGAGGUGGGGCCAUGGCAGCAGGGCCCGUUGUGGCGCUGUGCAGGUGGGGCUGGGGGAGGCCGACCCUGCUGGACCGGUUGGGCGGCUCCGCUCCGGCUCCUUAAAUGGAGGGUUGUUCAGGGUAGCUGGAGCCCCAGAGCGCCCCCCCACAUGCCACGCCCACUUCUCUUUCCCCUGUGGGGGUGGGUGGGUUGUGCAGUGGGUGCCCCCUGCUCCUCCUCCCUUUAGCAGGGGGCUGGGAGUCCAGGCUCCUGAGUUCUAGUCUCUUCCAAAGCAGCUUCGUGCCUCAGUUUCUCCAUCUGUUCUCUAGGGAUAUGGAUUCAGCACCUGCCUGUAGGGGGCGGUGGGGGGCCAGGUGCUGCUGUGCACAGGUGGAGUGCCGGGGGCUGCCUGCAGGGAGGGAGCCAAACUGCACCACCAUCCUUCAGCCCCAGAGCUGCCAGCACCCCAGGCUGAUGGCUACACUGGGAGUGGGGUGAGGGGUCCCCUUAAUCCUCACCCCCCCAGGGGAAACCUAUAGAAGUUCCAUUUGCAUCCCCCAGGUUUCAGGGCUCCUCUGAGAGGUGGUAUCAUAUGUGGGGGAAACUGAGGCACCAAGGGGUGAAGGGAUUCACCUGGGAUCGCAUAUUGUGUCUGUGGCAGAGCCGGGGAGAGAAUCCAGGUGUCCUGGUUCCCAGCCCCCCCCCACCCUGCUCUAACCACUAGAUCCCACUGUCCUCCCAGAACUGGGGACAGAACCCAGGAGUCCCAAUUCCCAGCUCCCCAGCCCCAUCUCCCAUCUCUGGGUGUUGGGUGCUGGCUGGGCCCAUGGCCUGGUCUGUUCUCCCCCUGCAGGAGCCCUUCCAGCAGUGGGGUGAAGAGGUGGAAGACGGGGCCAUCUACAGCAUCACCCUGCAGCGGGUGAGGGCAGAGCCUGCGGCCAACGGGGGACCCUGCCCACUGGCCGGAGUUGGCCCCCCCUGCCCCUUCGUGCAGUACCGCACCUGCAGGCUGCGCCGGCUGCGUGCCGGGACCCUGCCCCAGCUGGUGAGAGGCCUGGUCGCGGCCAGCGCAGAGAGUGACCCUGGCUACCUUCCCAGCUUCCUGGCCACCUACCGCGCGUUCGCCACCCCCGGCCGCGUGCUGGAGCUGCUGCUGCCGCUGGGCCCUGACAGGGCUGUGCUGCAGGUGCUGGAGCUCUGGCUGCAUGAUCACCCCGAGGAUUUCCGGGAGCCCCCCCAGCACCCCAGCCUGCGCCAGCUCCAUGGCUACCUGCGCCAGGCAGCCCCGGGCUCGGAGGUGUGUGCGCGGGCCGAAGGGCUGCUGCAGAGCUUUCAGGAGAAGCCGGGAGAUAAACAGGUGGAGCCUGAGAGCUGUGAAUCCCCUGGGGAUGGUCCGCUGGUGUUGGGGGGCGAGGGGGGGCCAGAGGGCUGCGGGGAGUCCCCCGAUCUCCUGUCGUUCAGUGUGGAGGAAGUGGCCGAGCAGCUGACGCUAAUGGACAUAGAGCUGUUCAUGCAGGUGCGACCCUUCCACUGCCUGGGCUGCGUGUGGUCACAGCGGGACCGCAAGGCGGGCGAGGGGGCAGCGCCCAGCGUCCGCGCCACCGUGGCCCAGUUCAACGCCAUCACCAGCUGCGUCGUCGCCUCGGUGCUGGGUGAUGUGCAGCUCCGUGCGUCGCAGAGAGCCCGGCUGCUGGAGAAGUGGGUCGCCAUUGCGCAGCACUGCUGCGUUCUGCGUAACUUCUCCUCCCUGCGAGCCGUGAUCUCCGCCCUGCAGUCCAGCCCCGUGCACCGGCUCAAGAGGACCUGGGCUGCCGUCAGCCGGGACACCAUGGGCGUCUUCCGGAAGCUCUCGCAGAUCUUCUCCGACGACAAGAAUCACCUGAGCUGCCGGGAAAUCCUGCUGCAGGGAGAUGCUGCCCAGGGCGUCCCCGAGGGAACCCCCAGCCCCCGCAUCACCCGCAAAGCGACUCAGAAACUAAAUCCCCCGGAGAAGCCAGCGGCGCCCCCCCCAGGCACUGUCCCGUACCUUGGCACCUUCUUGACGGAUCUGGUGAUGCUGGACACGGCGCUGCCGGAUUUCCUGGAGGGUGGGCUCAUCAACUUUGAAAAGAGGCGGAAGGAGGCGGAGAUCCUGCUGCGGAUCCAGCAGCUGCAGGCAUCGUGCCGGGGCUACGCCCUGCACCCCAACCCCCCCGUGCUGGCCGCCUUCCAGCGCCACGGCCGGCUCUCCGAGGAGCAGAGCUACCGGGUCUCGCAGCUCAUUGAGCCCCCAGCCGACUCCUGCCCCAACUCACCCCGCGUCAAACGCAGCCUCAGCAAACGCUUCAGCUCGCUCCUGCUGGGGGCCGAGGCCCUGCCCCCCCGUCUGCCCUCCGCGAAGGGCAGCAUCUCGCCUUCGGGCACCGGCAGCAGUUGCGAAGCCGAUGAGGGGCCCAGUGCCCCCUGCUCCCCGGAGAUGGGGGGGCCCCUUGGCAAGAGCCUGCUGGAGCUGCCGGUGAGCACCUGCCCCCCUGAGGAGCCGCCCUCCCCCCUCGCCCGCCGCCCCUGCUCGCCCCUCUACAACCAGCAGGGGGCGGACUCGUGCAUCGUGCGGGUCAGCAUGGACAACGCCCACGGCAACCUCUACAAGAGCAUCCUGUUGACCAGCCAGGACAAGACCCCAGCCGUGGUGCUGCGCGCCCUCCAGAAACACGGCCUGGACGGGACCCCGCCCGGAGCCUUCCAGCUCCUGCAGCUGCUGGGGGGCGGCAGAGAGCUGCUGAUCCCUGACGGGGCCAACGCCUUCUACGCCAUGAAUCCAGCCGCCAACUUCGACUUCGUCCUGCGCCGGAAGGGCCACCCCAGCCCCCGCCUGCCCCAACCCACCCCUGCCCACAAAGCCCCCACUCCCCUCCCCCCCCGCCCAGCCCUAACCGUGGAGCCCCCACUCCCCUCCCUCCCAGGGCCCUUUUCGCCGCCAGCACCCCACAGCCCGGGCACCCCCCCAUGGUCCCCCCUCUCCUCCCUCCCAGCCCCUAGCACCUUCCCCUGGCAGCCUCCCCCAGCCCUUCCCCCCUGAUCUACACCCCAGAACCCCCUGCUUCAUUCCCCAGCCCCCGCCCCCCCGCUGCAUGUGUAGCUCCUCCCUGCACCCCCUGUUGGCCCCUCCCCAAGUCGCCAAGACCCUGGGGGUCUACACCCCCCCUGCCAUCAGCAAAACAAGCCUCAGCUGGGCUCCCCCAAUUCCCACCCCCCCAGUCAGUCCCUGGGUAUGGGCAGCCCCCCCAGCCUGCCCCCCGUCCCACCCUGCAGCCAGGAGUGCCGAGCGUGCCAUGGGGCACCGGAGAUGCCAGGAUCGGCUGUGCUGGGGGCUGCCCUGCUCCCGGGAAGAGGGGUUUGGGGGGCAGGCAAUCAUGGGGGCCUGGAUGGGGCCAAUGCUCCUGGGAGAGGUCCCCACUGAGGGGUGGGGUCUGUGCCGGGGGUUCCCCCCUCGCUGCUCCCCAGCAAUCAGCUGAGGGGGGGGCUCUGAAUCCUGGAUUUUCCAAUAAACCCCCCUGAGCAGAGCAAACCAUGGUCUGAUGGUUUGUUCUGCCCCUCCCAGGGGGCAUCUGGGGCAGGCCCGUUUUUGUAGGGGGUGCAAAUGGGGGGCUAGUGAUGUUGCAGCUGGUUGAGCCCCCCUCCAGUGGCCACUAGGUGGCAGCAGCUGGCCCUGGCCCUUGGGGGGGCCCCGGCUGGGGAACUGGUGGGGCUCUCGGCUGAUGCCUGUUGGGGGUGCUGCUGUGUUUUCAGCCCCACCCCCGGUUGCCGUGACAAUGCUGGGGAGAUGAGCUUCUCUCUGGGGGGAGAGGGGGCUGCCAGGAGCCCCCAGAUGGGGGCAGGGAGGGGGUGUUGGGGUCUCAUUCCCCUCUGCAGCUUUGUGUGUUGGUGUGGGGGGGGGGUGAUCCCCACUGCAGGAUCAGGCUCUUUGCAACCCCAGGCUCAAGGUGUCUUCAGCCCCCGCCCCCCAGCCCAGGACCGGGCCCUUGGCGGAUGUGCCGCCCCGCUUCAGAAUCAGGCCCUCAGUCACCCCCCACCAGCAAACCGGGGCCUGGAGCUGCAGCAGGACUGGAUCUUGGGGGGUCGGCUCCUGGGGUCCCACGUCCCCCUCGCUACGGCUGACGCUGGGGUCUGCUUGCCCAGGACUAUGAGGGCAGCGAGACGCUCACCCACAGGCCACUGUGAGGGGGAGGAGCGUGGGGCUAGGAGGGGGCGACGGACCCCGUCUGGGAGUCUGAGCCCCACAGAGAUCCCCAGGAUCUGGCAGCCGUCCCCUCUCCCUGCCCAGCACAGCCCUGCCCCGGGUCUGCCAGC
This is a messenger RNA of Gopherus flavomarginatus (Mexican gopher tortoise), 4621 nucleotides long. It is a transcript of the gene RGL3, whose product is annotated as ral guanine nucleotide dissociation stimulator like 3. Gene Ontology annotation, biological process: Ras protein signal transduction; positive regulation of GTPase activity. Bases 1119 to 3350 code for a protein of 743 amino acids. The record is from RefSeq and is a predicted model, not a curated record. Gene Ontology annotation, molecular function: guanyl-nucleotide exchange factor activity. The transcript has 16 exons. Lineage: Eukaryota; Metazoa; Chordata; Testudines; Testudinidae. Gene Ontology annotation, cellular component: plasma membrane.